Leptosia nina is the source of this 3030-nucleotide messenger RNA. The record is from the annotation of a GenBank genome assembly. Lineage: Eukaryota; Metazoa; Arthropoda; Insecta; Lepidoptera; Pieridae.
AUGUACUCUAAAAAUAGCGAUCCGUCCUUGAGCCAGCGCGAGUACGCAGAACUGGGUCAGGCGAAGCCUCUUGGUACUUCCACUCCCUCAUACUAUUCCUGCCCCCCCGGCGACACCUCGUUUCUACAGAAACAAAAUGCUGGUUCAUGUUUGUGCUUUGCUCUCGAUUUGGCCACGAAGGCACUGCAGAUGGCGCUCUACGUGUCGCCGGGCUUCACGAGGGCGGCAGACGCGCAUCUGCGGCUGGCUCUCAUGUUCAAGGCGAGGAGGCACUGGGGCGCGGCCGCGGUCCACUUUCGUCGGGCGAAACUCGCCCCCCAUCAGGACGCGACCUUCACGAGGCUGGAGAUGAGUUUCCACGCGGCGCAUCUGCUGGAGGCGAGAGGGCUGAAGAAGGCCGCGAGGGACGCCUACCAGAGGCUGCUCAAAGAACCGCAGCUCUCGUCCAGUCUUAAGGCGGAUGUUUGCCGCCAGCUAGGCUGGCUGUAUCACCGCUGCGCGUCAUUGGACGAGCCAGCUGCGCGCGCGCGUGCAGCUAUUUGGUGUCUGCAGCGCGCCGUCGCGGCGGAACCAGACUCCGGCGCCGGGCUAUACCUACUCGGGAGGUGCUUCGCGGCCCAAGGGAAGGUCCACGAUGCGUUCAUAGCCUAUCGGAACUCCGUUGAGAAGUCGGAGGGCAACGCGGAUACCUGGUGCUCUAUUGGAGUCCUCUAUCAGCAGCAAAAUCAGCCCAUGGACGCGCUGCAAGCGUACAUAUGCGCGGUGCAGCUGGACAAAGGCCAUUCGGCAGCAUGGACCAACCUCGGCAGCUUGUACGAGAGCUGCCAGAUGCCCCGGGACGCCUUCGCGUGUUAUAACAACGGCGGGUCCGCGGCAACAGCUUCGAACACAGCGCUGCGGCAACGGCUGGCGUUCCUGCGUGCUCAUCUUGCGCAUGCGCCGAUGCCUUCGGUAACGGGAAAACGGCGUCCGCUGCCAUCUAUCGAGGAGGCGUGGAACCUUCCCAUUUCAGCGGAGAUGUCUUCGCGUGCCCCGAAAUCCGCGCCUCCACCGUACCCCGGUAAACGGAGCGGAAGUACAAGCGGUACCGGAACCGGUUCUGAGGAUACACCCGCCCUGACGCCGCAUCAGCUGCAGACCUUGCAACACCUGCAGAGGAACUCGCACAACUUGUCUCCACACCAACAAGCCAUGAUGCAGCAGCUGCUGUCUCAAUAUCGACAAUCGCAGGCUGCGAGAGCUCGCGCGGUAACGAAAAGUGACACUAGCGCGAGCAGCGGCGACAAUGCCGAGUCGCUGGCUGAAGACCUGCUCAAGAAGUUCGCGGACACACAGUCCGAUGUCAAAAAGGAAGCAGCAACACCGGAUUCCGCGAACAGCAGCAGCGAGGCAGUAUUAGGUGGACGGCAGGCGGUCGUGAAGCUGGAGCCACUUAAGACUGAUCCCUUGAAACCGCUCACAUUUAACAUCACCAUGAAUGCCAAGCAGAUACUUGAUGCGUGCAAAGAUAACGCGGGACCUGCAUCGUCGUGGUCAGUACUAGGCGAUGGCUGCGGUCCACCGGAUCCCCCAUCUGUGCCACCUCCACGCCUCUCCCCGGAACAACUUGCCCCUCCCGCCCCAUUCGUCUACGUCGAGUCUAAGCGAGAUGCCUUCUCUCCACAACUGCAGGACUUCUGCCUUAAGCACCCCAUCGCAGUCGUCCGUGGCCUCACAGCGGCCCUCAAACUUGAUCUCGGUCUAUUUUCUACGAAGACCUUGGUCGAAGCGUGGCCAGAUCACGCGGUGGAAGUCCGCACCCAACUGAUGCAAUCUGCCGACGAGAAUUGGGACCCUAGCGGCAGACGUCGGGUGUGGGCUUGUGCGUCACACCGUUCACACACUACAGUCCGCAAGUACGCUCAGUAUCAAGCCGGGUCUUUCCAAGAUUCGUUGAGGGAGGAGCGAGAAAGGGGCGUCGCCCCACACCACACGGGAGGAACUCUCUCCGAUUCGGACGGUCGCGAAUCCGGAUCGGGACCGGUCAAACGACGUCGCGGUGCGCGAAUGCUCCGUUUCGGAACCAACGUUGACCUCUCCGAUGAAAGAAAAUGGCGGCCGCAGUUAACUGAGCUGCAAAAACUACCGGCGUUCGCGCGUGUCGCUUCAGCGGCUAAUAUGCUCUCGCACGUCGGCCACGUCAUACUCGGCAUGAACACAGUGCAGCUGUAUAUGAAAGUGCCCGGAAGCCGAACGCCCGGUCAUCAGGAGAACAACAAUUUCUGCUCUAUAAAUAUCAACAUUGGCCCGGGCGAUUGCGAAUGGUUCGGGGUGCCAGACGCCUACUGGGGAGGAGUCAAAGAGCUGUGCGAUAGGCACGGGCUCUCCUACUUGCACGGGUCAUGGUGGCCCGACCCGGAGGAGCUUCGCGCUCACGGCGUACCGGUUUACAGAUUCACUCAGAGACCUGGAGACUUGGUAUGGGUGAACGCGGGCUGUGUGCACUGGGUGCAAGCCACCGGCUGGUGCAACAAUAUCGCCUGGAACGUGGGACCCCUCACCGCGCGUCAGUACGCCCUCGCCCUGGAACGCUACGAGUGGAACAAAGUGCAAAACUUCAAGUCGAUAGUUCCUAUGGUACAUCUGACGUGGAAUUUGGCGAGGAACAUUCGAGUGUCGGACCCGAGGCUGCACAGAGCUAUGAGGACCUGCUUGAUGCAGACGCUACGCGCGGCCGCGGGCACCUUGAACGCGGUGCGCUCUCGCGGCGUGCCCAUUCGCUUCCACGGAAGGGCGAGGGGUGAGGCGUCGCACUAUUGCGGGGCGUGCGAACGGGAGGUGUGGCACGCGUUGUUGGUGCGCGAACACGAGAAACGUCACGUGGUCCACUGUCUGGCGUGCGCACGACGCGCGAGUCCAACCCUGCAAGGCUUCUUGUGUCUCGAAGAGCACCACAUGGAGGAGUUAGCGCAAGUGUACGACGCGUUCAACCUCCACCGUCCCGCGCCGCCACCGCUGCACACGCCCGCGCUGGUGUCCACUCCGGACUGA